ACAUACUGUAUCACUAACUAUAUCUGGCCAGAAAGAGUCUGGAAGUAUUUGUAUGUAAGAACAUGAACAUGAAAGGUUUGAUCGUCCUGCUUUUCACAAUAUCUGUCAGCCAUGCAGACCCUAGAGGUAAACCAUACCAACGGGAUAAAGUGUGCCAAGAAUAUAAAAUGCUUGGAAAAGAUAAGUUCACUGCCAUAGCGGUCAUCAUGAACAGCAGGAAGUUUUCCAAUGCUACUUUUGAAGAAAUAGAUCACCUAGUGAAAGCCAUAGUUUCACUGGCAGAGACAUGUUGUUCCGAAGGAGUUGCUGAAAAAACCUCUACUCUUUGUUAUGACAGUAAGGCAUCUUCCUUGUCAGAAAAAUCAUGCGACCCAAAGUCUCCAUUCCCUAAGCAUCCUGGUGUUGCCAGUUGUUGUGUUCACAAGGGUCUUGAGAGAAAACUUUGUUUAGCAGAUUUAAAGCAACCUCCAAAGGAAUUUCCAACAUAUGUGGAACCAUCUAAUGAAGAACUGUGUAGCUCCUUCAGGACUAAUCCACAGAUAUUUUCUUGGAGAUUUCUGUACGAAUACUCCAGUAAUUUUGCACAUACUCCAUUACUUGUUGUCCUAAACUCCACAGAAAACUACUUAAAUAUGAUAAAAGAAUGCUGUACAGCUAAAAAGCCCACACCAUGUUUUCUAAAUCAGAGACUACAAAGGCACCCAGUCCAUUUACUUACAGUGAUGUCCAACAGGCUAUGUUCCCGGUUCUCCAGUUAUGGUGCAGAAAAAUUGAAGUUCAGCGGUGCAGUUAUGUUCGGCCAAAAGGUACCCUCGGCUGAAUUUAAAGAUGUGACGCCAAUUGUAGAUCAGGGCACUCGGGUGCUUUCUAAAUGUUGUGGAUCCCUUACUGAUAACUGCAUUGAGAAAGAGCUAUCAGUGCAUAUUCAGCAAGUAUGUAAGAAACUAUCAAAAGAUGCCAGAGUUGCCGAAUGCUGUAAGAAGCCAUCCGUGGACACCCUCCAUUGUCUACAUUCCAUGCCGGCUGCUGAGGCCAUUACGCUUCCAAAACUCCAACUGCCAACCAGUGAUCAAUUAUGCAAGAAAGGCAGAAACCGGGAGCUUGAGAAGUACAUGUUUGAGUUAGCGAGAAGAAACACUAAGCUGCCAGAAGUCUUUGUUGAUAAGCUGUAUGAGUCUGUGGCAGACGUUGUGAAGAAAUGCUGCAGUUCUGAAAAUGCUAAUUCCUGCCUAGAAGAGAAGAAAUUACAGCUGAAUGAAGAAAUGAAAUCAUAUAUAACUGAGAGUAAUGAGCUAUGUGGAGAUUACAAUAAAUAUUCAUUCUCCGACUUCAAGCAAAGGAUAAUUAAAGUUCUCAACAUCAGGUUUCCUAAACUUACAUCAAGCAAGGUGGAAGAGUUAGCAGAACAAAGAGCAAACCUAGCAUCUACGUGCUGUAUAAUAAAUGCACCUCCAGUGUAUUGCAAAGAGAAGAUACCCAAAGUAAUCGGUAAGACAUGUACCCAGGAACCAUGCCUCUUAUAAAAGAGAACUUGGUUUUCAGCCAAUUUCAAAGAACGGAGAAGAUAAAACAUGUUUCAAGAGGGAAACGAGUCCAGUACUACAGAACCUUAGUAUACUGCAAAUCCCACAAAUAUUCUUUCGGACAUAGAGUCUGUGCAUUUAUUUUAGUAAUUAAAAUAAAAUAUGUUAAAGUUA
Pseudophryne corroboree (corroboree frog) is the source of this 1697-nucleotide messenger RNA. RefSeq names its product GC vitamin D binding protein (gene GC). Lineage: Eukaryota; Metazoa; Chordata; Amphibia; Anura; Myobatrachidae. The transcript is spliced from 13 exons. Gene Ontology annotation, biological process: vitamin transport. The record is from RefSeq and is a predicted model, not a curated record. Gene Ontology annotation, cellular component: cytoplasm; blood microparticle. The coding region runs from base 63 to 1523 and encodes 486 amino acids. Gene Ontology annotation, molecular function: vitamin transmembrane transporter activity; vitamin D binding.